AAUGCAGCAGCAUUAGCGGAAGACGAAGAAGAAGAAAACCUCCCAUACACUUGAGAGACUUUACACAGGCCACAUAAAGUGAUUAUGGAGGGGGACGCCAUGGAGAUGAGCAGAGACGAGCUCCAGAGCUGGAUCAGAGACGAGGUGACGCAGAGCGAGCUGAUCUCCCCAGAUGUGCUGGAGAAAUGCAAUCUGCUGCAGUCUCUGCUGGAGAGGAGGAAGAAACAGGCGGCCGACCUCGUGGAGCUCUGCGAGUCCGUGGCAGUGUGUGAGGAAACCGUGAAGAAACUGUACUGUCGGCUGGGAUGGGAGUACAGCGACACAGACUCUGAUAAUGAUGGUGAUGACGACGAUGACAAUGACGACCCCACAGGCACUAAUUAUUGCAGCCCUCCAGCAUCCCAAGGCCGUGCUCCUCUGUCGCCAACGUUAGGAAACAAUGACAACCCGCAAAGACAUAAUGGGGAAAAAGAGCAUCACAUUUUAACAAAAGAGCUUAUGGUGGUCUUGACCAGAUUGCCUGCAUCUCGGAUCGCUAAAGCUCUACGUCGACCGACGCCUCAGAGACGCUGCAGUGACGAUGAAUCUUUAAGCGGCGCUGAGUCAGAUCAAAUGUGGGAACCAGAAGAGGACUCGAGCGGCUCAGACUUUUCUCUCUCAAAUUUUAAUAGUUCUUCAAACAAGAGGAGGAAAAUAAAUAGAAAGAAUGGAAAGCGUGCAGCAUCCCGAGCCAGCAGAACCUCUGGUGCUAAGAGCAACGGAGCAGAGACGUCAACGCCCACAGCCAGCAAAGAUAUCAGCGCUGAGAAAACUGUAACGAAAACAUCAACGCCACAAGCAAGCGCUUCUACGAAUGAAGAAAUCAAGACAACAGAGACACCCCUGGCCAAGGCAAACACCAAUGCUAACAGCCAGCAAACGAAAACAUCGACAAUGCCACCAAGCACUAAGGAGUCAACCUCCACAACAAUAAAAUCAACUGAUUGCCAGAGCCCUACUAAAGCCCCUCCUGAAGCGCCCAAAAAAGAGAUCAGCGUGAACAUGACCGUGCUGGCCAGAAGAAGGACCAUGUGCUGGCAACGAGGGACAGUUAUAGACUUGAUAGACAAGCAGGGCAAGGUGAAAUACAAAGUCAAUUUUGAAGAGAAGGGGAAGAGCCUAGUGUCUGGUCACCACGUUGCCUUUGACUGCAUGCCAAAGGUGGAGCAGUUGUUUGUCGGCGCACGUGUGGUGGUGAAGAGUCCAAGUGACGAGUCCCAGUUCUUGCCUGGUACCCUGGCUGAGGUCCCCUGCAGAAGAAACCGCAUGAGGUUCCUGGUGUUCACGGAUGAUCACAGGCCAGUCUAUGUUGGCUUACCUGUGCUUCGCCUGGUGUACAAACCAUUGCCGGACCCUUUGGAUGAUAUUAAAGACGACAACCACAGGUGUUUCAUGAAGGAGUAUAUGAGAUCCUGGCCUUACCCGCCUCAGACCCAGUACAAGGUUGGACAGACCACAAAUGCAGAAUUUGACGGAGUCCAGCAGAAGUGUGAGGUGGUGUUGCUCGACAGCAGCUUGAUAGAGGUUGUUUUUAAGAAAGACCAACAUAAGGAGUGGCUCUACCGAGGCUCCAUUCGCUUGAAACACAUGGUCGAUAUGAAGCAGCGUGUGGAGAAGCAAAUUAAGAACCAAGCAACCUCAGCUGAUGGAUCAUCAACAACGACGGAACAGUGAACGUGAGGAGAACUGGAUGUUUGGCCUCAAAAAAUCCACAUCAGUCGGUUCCUCGUUCUUUAAUCAUCCAUCUUAUUUAUUCCAGAAAAGUCAGUUUUACAGACCUGUGGUCGCAGUUUGGUCAUGUGUGAAUAUUGACACUGAAAAAAUGGUUCUACUCAUUAAACUUUUUCUACUUUAAAAACAUGGUCUGGCAAUUUUUUUUCUUUCAUUUUAUUUAAUCUGAAAAAGUCAGUUUUGAAUUACUUAGAUUCCUGUGUCGAUGAAUGGAUAUGCAGGUUGCGUUCUUGUUUUAUGUGUUAACAUUUAUUUAUUUUUAAGUAUUUCUAUUGGAAAACGGAGACAGACCUGUGGUAGCAGUUUGGUCAUGUGUGAAGAUUGACUGAAAAAAUGCUUCUACUCAUUAAACUUUUUCUACUUGGAAAAAAAAA
Stegastes partitus (bicolor damselfish) is the source of this 2144-nucleotide messenger RNA. Its product is annotated as histone-lysine N-methyltransferase SETDB1-B-like. Gene Ontology annotation, cellular component: nucleus. The coding region runs from base 85 to 1713 and encodes 542 amino acids. Gene Ontology annotation, molecular function: histone H3K9 methyltransferase activity. Gene Ontology annotation, biological process: heterochromatin organization; negative regulation of gene expression. Lineage: Eukaryota; Metazoa; Chordata; Actinopteri; Pomacentridae. The record is from RefSeq and is a predicted model, not a curated record. The transcript has 10 exons.